AGCUGAUAAUGCUAUUAUGAAGUUCAGUGAUCAAACUUCAAAGGUAUAAAAUUAGUUUCUACUGUGCGUUUAAGGCGUAAAAGUAUUUAUUAAAAGCAGUUAUUUUUACGGUUAAAAUGGUGGCUGGCAUGGUUGCUGGAAGAUUGGCCGUAGUUACAGGUGCUGGCUCUGGUAUUGGACGGGCAGCCUGUCAAGUGUUGUCCCGCGAAGGAGCUACCGUUAUAGCUGCCGACAAGAGCUAUGACUCUGCAGUGGAUACUAUCAAAACACACACCGCAUUGGCCUGUGGUGCUAGUGACAUAGGUGACCACACAGCUGUAGAAUUGGAUGUGGCUGACCAGGCAUCAGUAAAGAACCUGGUACAAACCACUCUCAAACAUUACAAGACUCGUUCCACUAUAGUGGUGAACUCUGCUGGGAUUACCAGGGACAACUGGAUGCUGAAGCUUUCUGACGAGGACUUUGAUAAUGUUAUGGACGUAAAUUUAAAGGGCACCUUCCUGAUAAUGAGGGCAUUUGCAAAAAUAAUGUCGGAAACUCAGACACCAGGGUCCAUCAUCAACAUAUCCAGCAUUGUAGGCAAAUAUGGAAACUUAGGACAAACAAAUUAUUCAGCCAGCAAAGCCGGCGUUGUUGGUAUGACGCAGUCAGCCGCCCAGGAGUUGGGGAAAUUCGGAAUCAGAGUAAACGCAGUGUUGCCCGGGUUCAUCGACACGCCGAUCAUCAAGACCGUUCCUGACAAAGUGAGAGAAGCCAUCCUUAAGCAAGUGCCCCUGGGAAGAUUGGGAGAAGCUACAGAGGUGGCCGAGUUGAUAGCUUUCUUGGCAUCAGACAAGAGUUCCUUCAUCACCGGAGCUGCCAUCGACAUUACUGGAGGCUACUAGACACUACACUCAUCGUAGCCUUAUAGUAAUUCAAUCAAUCAAUCAAUAAUACUUUAUUGCACAACGACAUAUACAUAAACAUACGAAUAAAAACAUAAACACAAUAGGCGGCCUUAUUGCUAAACAGCAAUUUCUGCCAGGCAACCUUAGGGUGAAAGAAGUUUAUUGCAUUGGACGGGUUAGUAUUCAAUAUUCUUUAUUUGAAUAGUGAAUCACAUUCAUGAUUUUUUUUAUCGACAAGACACCCUACCUUCACUCCAGGAUAAAAAUUAAGGUGAACAUUUUUACUUGGAUUGUAAUUGCUUGAAUGAAUCCGAGGUUUUGUUGUAGAGAAUGAGAUGGCACAAACCGCGCUUACGUGGUUUUCACUAGGGAAUAGAAGAUAGAGUUUGGAAGGGCCAUGUGAGCGCGAAACGCGCUUCAAAAAACAAGUAUGAGCAAAUAGUUCGUACUUCAAUUUUGCACUCCACUCGUCCGCAAAUUUUACGACACACGUAGUUCCGCGAUAGUAUAUUAAAAUGUCGUCUUGUGCAUUAUAACCUCAUCAUCAUCAAUUUAAGAGCCACGCUCUUGUCGGUGAGCAUUUUCCAUGCUACUUUUUUAGGGAAAAAUAGGGCAGUGGUUUCCCUCUUGACUUCCGCCCCGCAGUACUCUGUCUGACGCAAGUGGGAUGGCGCCCAGAGUAGUCUAUUACAAAGCCAUACUAGGACUCCUGUCCUCCGCCUCUGAAUGGUACUGACAGUUACUGCUGCCCUCUGUCAGGUUCCAGUCAUUAUAACCUGCAGCACAUAAAAUGAAAUAUCGACUCAUGCACGGAGAUCCUACCUUAUCACAGGAAAGCUAAAAACCUUAGUAUAGUCGGCUAUUUAUCAAAAAAAUAUUUUUGUAUGCAGUAUCUUACGAAAAGUAAUGAUAAAAUUGCAGCCUAUCACAUGAAAUAUACAUUGCCGGUAAAGUGGCUAUGGAAUUUGAGUAGCAGUAGAGCUGUCGUAGUUAUCUGUUUGCAGAAGUAGCAUUAAAAGAGAGCGGGGUUGAACCGGCGACGGCCACGAGUACUAAUAUGUAUACACUUUGAAACCAUGUCACAUUAACUUUUUUGACAAAUUAAACUGUAAUUCUCAUUAAAUGUCAAAUAUGAUAGUGCGACAGGGUUCUAAAGUGGGUACAUGAUAUUGCUCAUGACCGUACAAAAUGCGCGUUAGGGCCUUUUUCAUCAUCUUUCUUCUAUUCCGUGACUUUCACUAUUAAGGCGAUAUAUCUUUUGCGUUAUAGCACGGUGUGAUGGACAGCUAUCAUACCAUCUCUUUCGCACUAAGCUAUUCUCUAAUUUCUGUCCUGCUGUCAUACGCACCACGCUAGAGCGCAAAUAGUAACAAUACAAUCACUAUGUUGAUAAUACUUCUCAUACAAGGCCAAUUCGCAAAAAAAAGUACGCCAAAAAUCUCUAACAUUUCUUAUCAUAUAAGUGAUUUUUUGCAUAAUAUUCCGAUUUAGUCAUUAUAUUUAAGCUCAAGUGUGUCUUUUCCAACCUGUGAUAUUUACAGUCUAGGUAUUUACGAAUUGUUAUGAUUUUGCAAGUUUAGAAGAGUUUUAUAGAGUGUACUUAAGGUAAUUUUGAUAAAUACUUAUGUAUGUAUGAGAACAAGUUUUCCAUGUUUUUAUUGUUAUCAAUAAAUUGUAUAUUUUGAAA
Messenger RNA from Pectinophora gossypiella (pink bollworm), 2574 nucleotides. Its product is annotated as estradiol 17-beta-dehydrogenase 8. Gene Ontology annotation, molecular function: oxidoreductase activity, acting on the CH-OH group of donors, NAD or NADP as acceptor. The record is from RefSeq and is a predicted model, not a curated record. Lineage: Eukaryota; Metazoa; Arthropoda; Insecta; Lepidoptera; Gelechiidae. The transcript is spliced from 7 exons. The coding region runs from base 117 to 884 and encodes 255 amino acids.